Messenger RNA from Plasmopara halstedii, 2193 nucleotides. RefSeq names its product dolichyl-diphosphooligosaccharide-protein glycosyltransferase. The coding region runs from base 1 to 2193 and encodes 730 amino acids. NCBI's taxonomy places the organism in Eukaryota, Oomycota, Peronosporomycetes, Peronosporales, Peronosporaceae. The record is from RefSeq and is a predicted model, not a curated record. Gene Ontology annotation, cellular component: membrane. Gene Ontology annotation, molecular function: oligosaccharyl transferase activity. The transcript is spliced from 4 exons.
AUGUCGCUGCUCUGGACCUACUUGGUGCUAGCGCUCAUCUGCAUACUUAGCUUCGCCAUUCGCCUCUUUCCGGUGGUGAUUUGGGGAACGGUGAUCCAUGAGUUCGACCCACAGUUUAACUUUCGUGUGACCAAGUUCCUUGCCGAGUACGGCAUUUACGAGCUCUUGGACUGGUUUGAUGACCGUGCAUGGUACCCUCUUGGUCGCAUUGUAGGUACGACAGUAUAUCCUGGACUUAUGGCCGGCGCAGCAGGUCUGCAAUGGCUGUUGGCGCUUGUACUGCGGCUGCCGAUCUCCACUCGAGAUGCCUGUGUUUUUUUGGCACCAGCAUUCGCGGCACUUGCUUGUGUGGCGCAGUUUCUGCUGACCCACGAAGUGACGGGAGAUAUGCCGACAGCAUUGCUGUCUGCUAUGUUACUUAGUGUGUCGCCCGCAUACAUAUCACGCACAACUGCCGGUUCAUUUGACAACGAGGGCAUUGCAAUCUUUCUUCUGAUUUUCACAUUUUAUCUGUGGAUCAAGUCCAUAAAGAGUGGUGCAAUGCUUUGGGCGGCCUUCACUGCAAUCUCGUACUGUGGUAUGGCACUGUCAUGGGGAGGGUAUGUGUUUAUCAUCAAUAUCAUCCCUAUCCAUGUGCUGGUGCUAUUGCUCUCAAGACAAUAUUCAGCUAGAUUAUAUGUGGCUUACUCAACAUUUUACCCGCUGGUGACGCUGGGGGCGAUGCAAAUUCCGUUUAUUGGAUUUAACGCAGUCCUCAAGGGUGAAACUGCUGGAUCCCAUGGAACGUUCGCACUUUUGCAAGCAUACGCAUUGAUGCGAUGGCUAUCAAUUCAGUUACCAAACGACCAAUUCAUGAGACUCUUUCGAGCUUGUUCUAAGGCUGGCAUAGCUAUCUCUGGAAUUGGCUUAUCACUUUCGAUAUCAUGGGGGAAAUUACAAUGGAGUGGUCGUAGUCUUACGCUACUGGAUCCGACAUAUGCGUCGAAGUAUAUCCCAAUCAUUGCAUCAGUAGGAGAGCACCAACCGACUGUGUGGUCGGCUUAUUACUUCUCGCUAGGACCAGCGAUGCUUUUUAUUCCAUUGGGAAUAUUCUAUUCUUUUCAAAAGCUUGACCCUAAUUACCUGUUCAUGAUUGUAUACAGCACGUUCGCGUUCUACUUUUCAGGUAUAAUGGUUCGUUUGCUGCUAGUUUUGGCCCCGGCAGCUUGUUAUAUGGCGGCUGUUGGAGCGUCGGGCUUCAUGUAUAGAAUAAUCCGAUUUACGCGAAGUGACUCAGAGGAAGAGAGCAAGUCACCAAUUUAUGUCGUGACCGAAAAAUUUACCAUUGAAGGACUCACUGAAAAAGAGGAAGAUUCGCUCGAAUCUCAUGCAGAUGAGAUUUUGUCAGCUCUUGCCGUUAAACUGCGCUUUCAACUCAAUAAAACAGCUGAAGAAGGAAAUUAUCGCAAAUUUAAGGCGCUUCAGCUGCUGGUUUUUGCAUGCGGGUUUCUCCUCUUUAUGCAUUUUCGCCACUCUUUUAAUAUUGCCAGGAAAGUUUACUCAUCGACCUCGCUCGUGUUCCUGACAAUGAACAAAACAACUAAUGACAAAAUAGUACAUGAUGACUAUCGUGAGGCCUUUGCUUGGCUACGGCUGAACACUCCAGAAGAUGCUAAAAUCCUAAGCUGGUGGGAUUAUGGAUACCAGAUCACUACAUUUGCAAAUCGCACCGUGCUCGUUGACAAUAAUACAUGGAACAACACGCACAUCGCAACUGUUGGACGCAUACUGAUGUCGCGUGAAGACGGUGCCUUGCCAAUUUUGCAUAGUCUUGGCGUGGACUAUGUUUUCUUGUUGUUUGGUGGAAAAGUUGGUAUGCCAGGAGAUGACUUGGACAAACUUUCGUGGAUCGUCAAGAUAUCAGGAGGCGUGUUUCCUGACGAUGUGGUGGAGUCUGAAUAUCAAGUGAACGGGCGCUACAUUUUUCACGAGAAUGCGACGCUCGCAAUGCAAGAGAGUGUCCUUUACAAGCUUAGCUAUUUCGAAUUCUGUCACGUUGAGAGUCGUUCUACUACUGAAAAUGAAAAUCCCAACAUUGGAUGGGAUAUGAGUCGUCGAUUUCGGAUUGCACAACGCGACAUCACUCUGCACCAUUUUGAGCAUGUAUUUACAUCGGAAGCUUGGAUGGUUCGAAUAUAUAAGGUCAAGAAAUAA